Messenger RNA from Zeugodacus cucurbitae (melon fly), 11723 nucleotides. It is a transcript of the gene Dab, whose product is annotated as protein disabled. Bases 1832 to 9487 code for a protein of 2551 amino acids. The record is from RefSeq and is a predicted model, not a curated record. The transcript has 10 exons. NCBI's taxonomy places the organism in Eukaryota, Metazoa, Arthropoda, Insecta, Diptera, Tephritidae.
UAUCUGACAAUUGCCCAAACGAAACAGUAGCAAGAAGAACAGUCUGCUUUUAGAUACAUUUGUAUUUACAGUUUAUUUAUUAGAUGCAUUUACAGUUUGACAGGCAGCUGCACAGUGAUUUUAUUUACAUUUAAGAUUUAAAUAGCCACUACAGAAAUUAAUCUAAAAGUGUGUGUGCAAAAUUCGAAAUAAAAUAGAAUCGGAAAGCAAUAACUUAUUUAAUAGUAGAAAGUUGAUGGUUUAUUCAGCACACAACUUCAAAAUGUGCAAAUAUUGAUCGCGUAUCAGUUGCAGCACUUGCCGAGAAAUUUGAAAAGUGAAGAUGUGAUACUAAUUGACCUAUUGAAUUACUUAUUGUACGGGCUCCUGAAAGAGUGAAUUGUGGAAAGUUUUGCAAUUUACUAUUUGGUGUCAUUGGUAAUUGUAUUGCUUAGCUGAAAAAAUCUACACAUGAAAAAUCAAUAAACGCAAAGGAGGCAUUACGACAGCACGAAAGGAAAUACAUAUGUACGUGUGUUGAUAGAGAUGUUGCCCGCUGCCGACGAAGGAAUGCGACCAAGCUGAAAUGUUGUUACGAAUUCAAUUCGUAGGAGCUGACGUUUAUACACACAAAUAUAUGUACAUGUAGAUUAACAGACAAUAGCAUGAAGGAAACCAAAAAUACCUGCAUACUUUCAGCAAGGUAUUGUGCUGGAGUCAAUUGCCAUUUCGCUUGGACAUCGUAAUCAGUGAAUAAAUAUAAACAAUACGACACAGCAAUGUCAACCUAGACAACAGCUAGAUAGAGCGUUUUGUUUAUACUUGCGCAUAUGCGCACACCUAGUAUAUAUCUAUCUACACACAUAUAUGUUUCUGCGACUGCCUGUCAGUUCCAGACACAUUUCGCUACUGCCUACAAAGAAUAGUACAAGCGCACCUACAAUCACUCGCACGGCGCAGUGAGGGGUACGUGCAAUACCAUUAAUCUACGUUCAGAGAUAUGUUUAUUAUGCAGAUGUAUCUGUAGCCAAACAAACAGUGAACGCGUUGGCUGCUGAGCAAUUUUGCGCUAUUGACUGCGUACAAUAAUAUAAGUAAGCAGUGUGUUUUAGACAGAGGCAAUCUCCAGUUCGGCACACAAUUCACCCUGCGCCGGCCUACCCCAUAUUCAAUUGUACGAAUAAGUGAAUAUAAGAGAAAACAAAUCAACGAUUGGAGAUAAGCUGCAGCAGUAGUGGGUGAAAACGCCGGCAAUGUGGCGCUACUUGAAUUCACUGGGGAUGUUACGAACGCUGAUGAUGUGAUCGUUGACGCCUGUUUGGGUGUUUUCGUAGUAACGCGUUAAAAAACACAAAUUUUAUUUUAGCUACCGAAAAUGCAUUCAUGUGUAACUAUAAAACAAAUGUACAUAUAUUAUAUAUAGUGAACAUUAGCUAUUUUGAUUUAACAAUAACAACAACAAUAAGCAAUAAUAACAAGCAAAUUAAGCAACGUAUGUACGUGUAUAUAAAUUAAGUCAAAUUUGAAGCUCAUGCUCAGUGAGAACGGAUCAUAUCAGAACAAAACGAAAGAAUACAAAGAAAAACAUUCCAAAUAUCGCAAAUAAUAGCUCGAGCGGUUAGUCGCUGACAGAAAAGGCCAUAAGAUCGUAUUUCACAGAUUGUCAAUUUAAACGCGUUACAGCAGCAUCGUCGACAGUGAUUAUAUUGGAUUUCCAUCGAGAAAUGUCACUGCGAGUGCGCUCGUAAUACACGUAUUAGGCAAUCACCACAAUAAGCCGAGCAAAACAGCAUUUAAUACAUAGCGAUUGGGGUUGAGCUCGGUUGAGCGGUUCACAUUGUCAUCAGAGACUAUGGUUAAGUCGUUGGUUUCGAAACUAUCGGCCGCAUCAUCAAAUUUAUCGCUCGCUUCAACGCUCUCCUCGGUUGGUGUGGGCACAGGCGGUAGCAGCAGCGGUGUGCAGGAGACGAAUUACGCAAAACAUCGCAAUGAUCCGGGUCGAUUUUUUGGCGAUGGCGUUCAGUUCAAAGCGAAGCUCAUUGGGAUACUCGAAGUGGGCGAGGCGCGUGGUGAUCGCAUGUGUCAAGAAGCCUUGCAAGACCUCAAAAUUGCCAUACGCGCUGCCGGCGAACAUAAGCAGCGCAUAACCAUACACGUGACAAUCGAUGGACUGAGGCUACGCGAUGAGAAAACAGGAGACUCUCUCUACCACCAUCCGGUGCACAAAAUAUCCUUCAUUGCGCAGGAUAUGACCGAUUCUCGAGCAUUUGGCUAUAUAUUUGGUUCACCAGAUAGUGGACACCGUUUCUUUGGCAUAAAGACUGACAAGGCGGCUAGUCAGGUCGUGCUGGCAAUGCGCGAUCUCUUUCAGGUUGUUUUCGAAUUGAAGAAGAAAGAAAUCGAAUUGGCGCGUCAGCAAAUACAAUCGAAGUCCAUACAUGAACAUCAACUUGCCUCAUUGUCGUCGCUUAAGUCCGUCGCUGGUGGUAUUGGAACCGGUUUGGGUGCGCAUAAUGAUCUUAGCAGCAGUGGCGGAGGUGGUGGCGGAAGCACGCUGUCCAUGCUAAGUGGAAUCGGUGGAUCAAGUCGCGCAACAGCGUCGAAUAGGUUGGGUGUCAAUUUGGAUAGUAAGGGUGCAGCGAAAGAGAUGUCACCCGAAUCAGUUGCGGAUUUGGUUGAUUUGGAGCAGGAGUUGAGCUCUCUACAACGCGGCAUUACACAAAUGGAACGGAUUACACCCAACGAGCCAGGACAACCUGCAGUAGGCAGUGCCGCUGGCAAGGCAGUCAACGAGGAUGAUCCUUUUGGCGACUCAUUCACCAGCUUUCCCACUUACAAUCUUUUGCCUCCUCCAGAAUCGGGACGCUCACGCCAUAAGCCCACUAAGUCAGCUGAUACAACGGUAAAUCAAACAACAACUUCAGUGAGCGCCGGACAAAAUGUCACUCUCUCCUCCUUACUUUCGGCUGCACCGAUAUUGAACAGUUCAACCGGGACUUUACAACAAGACGAUGACGACAGUUGGCUGCAUGAGCUGGACCAGCAAAACGAUGUGUUUGACACUUCGAAAGCCGGAAAUAUGAGCAUAGGUGUUGGCUUACCAAUGGCACCACUCGCGCCCAGCGAAUCAACGUCGACCCCGACACAGCAAUUAAGUGAACAUUCCACACUCGUCGAUGUCGAUGCAGCUGCCACUGCUGCCAGCAACGCAAACAUGCAACCGUCCAGUGGGGCUGCGACGUCCGCAUCAGCGUCCACCUUGGGCGUCACAUCGUCUUCGCCGACACCGAUUUUGGCCGACGGUGUGUCACAGGCAGCUGCGAGCGGUGCAGUGAAGUCAGAUGCUUUUACAGAUUUGGAUCCAUUAGGCACCGGUCGCAUACGUCCCUAUGUCGAUAAGAAAUACUUCUUCCAGGAGCUUAAAAACCCACCCAAAAAAGUACUCAACGACCUGUCGUCCGGUGGAAACGGCACUGUAGACAUAACGGCUACCGGUGUUCACUACACAGCCGCCUCGGCGGUGGUCGAUGAGUUUCUCAGCAAAGAGGGUCUCUUCGAGGAUACUCUAGCCGCCGGUAUGGAUGAGCAAAGCGAAGUGGCUCCGCAAACGUCACAGCAGACACAUCAUUCUCUAUCAGCACCACUUAAUAUUACUAACACUACUCAUACAUCAGGUAUAGCCGGCUUGCAAACAGCCUUAAACACUAAUAAAACAGUAGCUAAUCUAACGGCAUCUGCAACAGCAGCAACAACAACUACAACAACUUUACUAAUCGGUGUGCUCGCACCACCAUGCACGGUUAACAUUUGCACCUGCACUACAAGCAGUACGAAAUACACGAGCACCGCUUCUAAUGUUGUUGUACCCAGACUAACGAAUACUAACCACCAACUAGCGUCUAGCAACAGUUUACUAACAACCUCUACCUACUCUACUAAUACCACAACAGCUUCUACUUUAAGAAUGCACCAUUACCAGCCGACUUUAUCGUCGGCAUCGUCUGCGUGCACUACAACAACCAUACCCACUAAUCUCCAUUUAAAUCAUUACACUUUAGACUCCACGGCGACUGCUGCUGGCACAACGGACGAUGUUGUGAUGAUGCCGCGCGACACCGAUCCAUUCUCGCCCACGCGCAAGAAGAGUGACCCAUUUCAGGAAGGCGGCGACGUGUUUGCCAAGUUGGACCCAUUCGAAUUUGAAUUCAACAGUGGCGAAGCAACCAAACAACAAGGGUCUCCAAGCGCGAGCACGGAGGCCAGCCGUUCUGCGGAUGUCUUUAAUGGUCCGCUACAAGUUAGCUUGCCUCCAGAGAGCAGUCUUUCCCCCACGACAGCACAGCCGCUGAACACAGCAGCGCAAUGGCGUGCUGAUGUGGCGCGCCUCGAGCGUCAGAUGAGCGAACCGGUCGCGGCGAUGGGCAACGGAAGUGCCAUAACGGCAGUUGGCGCCAAUAGCACGGUGCGUUUGCGGCCCACACCCUCGGGGCAGUUGUCAUCGGCAGGCCAGCCCUCUUCCGCUUUCAAGCAACAGACAGCGGAUGUCAUCUCGAGCAUUAGUAACAAGAAGAUGCCACAUUUAUUUGGACAGGCACGUUUCUCCAAGCGUGAAUCGAAUAGUAUUAAUAUGUGCCGUUUACAGGAGAGCGACUCACUAAGCGAGAAUGAGACGGCACCGGAGCCACCACCGCGUCCCGAUUCAGCACUGCAUGCAGAACCGCCGCCAUUACCGCCCAAGAAACAAUUCAACGAUAUUGUUAUACGUCCGCGUGUAACCUCGGGUAAUGCGGUACCUCCCAUCGCGUCGGCGUCUGUGAACAGUCGAUAUGAGUUCGUCAAUAUGACGGCGAAGCCUUUACGCGGCUCUAAUGCCGAAGUUCCACCGAUACCAUUGCCAUCACGACGUGUUGGCCGCUCGGACGGCACCUAUCCUGGGCCUGGACGACCACGUAAGCCUGGACAUACCGAGGACGAUUACUUGGCGCCUAUUAGUGGUAUCGGUAGCCUCACGAGCUCCGCCACGGGUGAUGUGCCACCACUCUUACCACCUCCAACGCAAAUUUCAACGCGCAAUCGUGCACAACGCCAGCAUUCGCUUUCGAAGUCACAGGAUAUCUACGAGAAUAAAUUGGAGAUUUUGCAACAGCAGCAGCAACAACAACAAUAUCAAAAGCGACAGCAAGUGAUAACUGAUGGCGGCGCUGAGGCCAAUAAGGCAACAGCGUCCCUCAUACCCGACAUCACACUGAGCCAGCUGAUGACACUAAGUUUAGAUGAGCUGGCAGUAAAGUUGAAUGUGCCGGUAAGCAAACUGAGCACUAUGACUCUGGUCGAACUAACAUCGUAUCUCUCGGAGUUCAUUGAGAAGUCAAAGCCACAACGCGAGCAAACGCUGGCAAGCCAUAUGAGUCCUCUACCGACGCGUCGUGCUGAUAUGCCACCCAUUAAACCGGAGCCAUCCCCUGUGCCGGCUCAAUCAAGCGUGUUUAAGGUAAACUUUGAUCAGCAAGCAACAUUUGUGGCGAAAUUCGACGAUACAUUUGGAGAGGACUUCUCUCACAGCGCCGAUAACCACGGACAAGAUGCUUUUGCCAAUUUCGAGCAGUUUAAUGAACCACCCGUUGGACCGCCUCCAAUAUACACGGACACUAGCCAAAGCGCCCCGAUUGUGCCAUCAGCCGAUCGUUAUGCCGUUUUCCGUGAGAUCAUUGACAAAGAGCUACAAGAGCAGCAGGAAAACGCGGACCUCAUUGGCGAAGUGAUUAAUGAGAGUGAAGACGUCAGUGGCAGCAUAAUGUCUGCAACUGAUGUUGGAGGGAUGACUGCGGUAAUGGAUGACAUUGGGGCACACUUUGAAGCAAACUUUGAUGAUGACGACUUUCUUACAAGCUCAGUGGGUCCACAGGUACAACCGCCGAAGAUUGAUACGAAAAUCACGGAAGUAGUGGCGCAAGCAAAAGAUCGCUACGCUGCCCUUCGUGACAUAAUUCUGGUUGAGAACCUCUUCGACAAUAAGACGCCAGUAGCUUUGCAGGCCUCACAAGAGUUUCCCGAGUUCAGCGACGAGUUCAAUGAAGAUCAAGAUCAAGAUCUUAAGCAUAUAAUGGAUGGGCGCGCCAGUAGUAGUGAUCCAGACCGUUUAGGUUUGGUGGACAGCCGCGGUUUACCAGCGGAGCCUUCAUCAUCUGCUUUGACUGUCGAAGACGACGACGAAGAUGAUGAUGGUGGUGGCGAAAGCAGUUUGGACAGCAACGAUAAGGACACUGGAGUGAGUGGUGGCGGACAGGAUAAGUACGAAAAGCUGUCAACAUCCACACAACAGUUAGAUGGUGAAAAAUCCGAUAAGCUAGAUUUGAAUGGCAGCCUACCCGAACGCUGUGCCUCACAGCCUUCAUCGAAUUUAUUGAAUGCCAAACAGGAUAACAAAUUCCUAACGGUAGCAGGCAGCAGCGGACUCUCCUCCUCCAAGGAUGAUUUGGAAAUUGAUGAACUCAUGCAACGUGCCAUAUCCAAUUUAUCUUUGGAUUCCCGCGAACGCAUCUCACCUGCGAAUUCAGCGACCAAUAUGCCCACUGUAAUAGUGACAUCGGGCAGUUCCAUAGCUCUGCCACGCCCAAACGCGACACUCUCAUCUCAGGCGCAGUUCAAUGAUGUUAGCACUUCACCAAUUCCGUUACAGAAGUCCCCUAUACCAGGUGCUGUUCAGCAGCAACAAAGAUCGCCACUAAGCAAAUCACCACAGGCUUCACCAGUCUUAUCCCAACUAUCGGCUGUUUCGAACCUAAUCGACACAGCCACAAAACAAAUUAACACAGGCAGCAGCUUGCAACAAGAACCCGAAGUAAAACAUUCUAAGGAGUUUUGGGCGACUUUCGACUCACCUAAGCCAAGUAUCGAAAAGGUGGAUAAACGCGGUAGAGCAGCGACGAAGUCUACGGCGAAGAAUUCAUUGUUACAUUUGCCACCUCCACCACCUUCGAACACCUCACAGAACGAUACUGCUGAAUCACCAUGUUCGUCUGAUCCACGCGAUUACGGUUGGAGUAAGAGUGCGGGCGUCAGUCGUCGUUGGCAAAGGAAAGAUCGUCAUCAGACUUCGUCUUCAUCGCGCGAUAUCAGUCCAUGCGAUGAUGAACCCUCUGAUUUUCAGAAACAAAAACGCAUUCCUAAUGUGGUGCCCCCGAUACCACCGCCAUCUUCAGAUCGCCAUGGGUACUAUAUGAGGCACCCCCGUCGUUUGAACUCUUGUGACGAGGAUUAUGAUUACGAAGAGGAAUUCAGCGCACGACGUGAUCAUCGUAAGUUGAAGCCAGGACUUUCGCGUAGCCGAGAUAAUUUUGAUUUAGAAUCUCCCAGUUGGUAUCGUCAUGCCCCACACCACACUUGGUCACCGCAGGAUAUGGAACAAGCAGCUGGCAUGCGCGCUCGGGCCUUCGAACGCAGUGCCUAUGAGCGCACCACAUACGGACCGCCCGUCUACGACAAACGUGGCGUUGCAAUGCCGCCUAACGCAUCUUCUAGUUAUGAUCGACGCAGUGGUUACGACAAACGCAACAAAUACUAUCGCGACUAUGCACGUCCCAAUUACGAUUUCGAUGAUUACGGUGAUUCGCCCCAUGACCGUUAUCGUGAUGCAGGAAGUUUUGAGAAACCGAAAGCUGGACGACGCGCCGACUAUGAGAAUAUUUACGACGAGGGCCGUUCACCCAUGAGUGUUAUGAUCGGUAGUAGUGUUGGUGGCAGCAGUGGUUAUAAGACACGCGGUGGCGAUUAUAUGUACGAUCGAGAGCGUAAAUCCUUCGAUCGGGAAAGUGUCGAAUCGUUUGAGAGUGCAACACGACGUCGGCGCAGUUUCGGAAGUGGCGAUGUUUAUGGGAGUAUGGAGAGCCAUGAAGAGUUUCGCGAACGUUAUGGACCGGAGAAGACACGUUCACUGCGAAAGGGCAUGAAGUUGCGAGCGGCUGGUGAUAUUGAGUACGAACAAGAUUCGGAGAACGAUUUUCAUCAACGCACACGUAUGAGCAGCGGUGGAAAUAGUAUUAAUGCCCCAGAUACGCGCAGUUUGCAGCGUCCGAAUCAGUUAAUAUCGGGUAACACGGGAAGCAACAUGAGUAUGGGGCCUGGACAGCCAAGGGCGCGUAAGAGUAGCGGUUCCAGUCCUUGGGAUGGCGAAGAACCACCAUUGCCUGGCCAAAAAUCAUGGAAACGUCCAUCAAGUGCGGCCGACUCAGAACGACGUUUGGCCGAGAGUAGGCGGGUGGCCGCACUCGGACAGACACCCUCCGGCUCAGAUGGCGAGAAAGAUCGCAGGUUUCGCAAAAAGCAACGGUCGCGUGGCAAAGAUAUCCCUUAUACCAGCUCGGGUCCACCACCACCCACUUCUAGUAGUCGAUAUAGUAGCACUGUUGCCGCAGCAACUCAUCCUCGUGACAAUUACGAUUAUAUAACAUACGACGAUGACGAUGUCGACGAUGAGGAAGACUAUGCGGACGAGGAUUAUGACGAACCGCCCACUGAUGAGGACAAAUUCGAACGCUUGAAUAGACGUCGCCACGAAAUGCAUCAACGCAUGUUGGAGAGCGAACGACGACAGCAUUCAAUGGGGAAAGUACCCAUCAGUUCCCUCAAAUGCAGUGCUCCCACAGCAGCAACAAAGAAAUACCCCACAAGAGGCGGCGAAUAUGAUUUCGACGAUUAUGAGCAAUCUCCAACAUCGCGUUCGAAUGCGAGCGCCAGUCUGGCUAGCGCCGCCAGCUCGUACAUAGCUACAGCUGGUGCCGGUGGCAGCGCUGGAAGUGCAACGAAAUUUAGUUUUGACGGUGGUUUCGAAUCGGACUUCAACCAAAGCUCCCCACCGCCAGCACCCGCUGGUACUGCGUCCAGUUGCAAUUCUACACCUGCAGCCACCACCACAGCGAGCGCGUGCGUUACACCAGCAACUAAGUCGUCCUUCCGCUUCUCAAAUGACUUCUCCGAACGGGAAAAAUUGCAUGGCUUCCCACCAAACUCCACCAGUGUAAGCAGUUCGCAACAGUUGGAUUUGGAGAGCACGCAGUCACCAGCAACGCAUGCAAUACCACCAAUCAUCACACAGAAAUUGCGUUUCGACGAUAAUGUGAAGGUGUCACAGUUCGACGACGCCGCUUUCGAAGAUGACUUCUCCAAUGCGCAAUUCGAUUUCGAAAAGGAGGACCAGUGGCACGCGGACUCACUGCAAAGCGCCAGCAACGCAGCGCUCAUGACGACCGCCGCGAAGAAACACAAUCUGCGAAACAGCAAACUGCAACAGAGACAGGAAUUGAUUAAGAAAUCCGAGUCCAUCAACAUUUUCGGCAAGAAAUCGGAGGAUCCCUUCGAGGACGAUGAGUUCUUCAAGGCACCGCCUGAUGUCAUAUUGGCCAACAACAACAGCAACGGACAACAACUGAGUAAAUCGGGUGCGGGCAACGGUGGCGGGUUUCAAUGUGACGACGACUUCAAUUUCGCCAAAUUCGACGAAAAUAUGUGAUUUGAUCAAUUGUUUGCACGAAACGCGCGAACUGAGCAUGUAACCCAACAACAAAAGCAAACCACAAAUAUUGGUGAUCAGUCGAGCGUUGAACCACCAGGUGAUAGCAAUGAGCCCACGCACCGAAAUCGGCUUAGAAGCGUCGCCACGAUGGCACCAAGCGACGAGGAAGACGAAGAUGAUAAUUAUGCCGAGAUCAAUGUGAUUGCCGAUCACGAUUACUAUUACAUAACCAAUCUGAAUGAUUACUACUAUCAGCAGCAGCAGGAACAACAAAAGCAACAACAACUGCAAACACAAUUACAACAAUCGAACAGUUCGGCGGCACUCUGCGCCAGCGCUGCUGAGCACGGUGUAUACGGCAACGGCACAGUGCGCAAAGAAAACGGUUAUUUCACACAAAAACAUCACUCGCAACAACAACAUCAACAACAAUACGAAAGUCUUAAAGGCACACUGCUGCGCAAUACGAAGAAGUGUCGACGUAAAAUAGUUUCCUUAAAUUUUCUAAUGAAGAACUUGAUUAUGUACCGCCUUAAAUACGAUAUUCUAUAGGAUGGGCACAUGAGGUCAACGCUUACAUAUUUACAAAAACUUGCUAUGUGUCAUACUCUCAUACUCAUACAUAUAAAUGCUGUGGAGUGUGCUUUCUUAACCCCCACAAGCUUUCGACAAUUUGAGAUUUUAUUUUAAGCAAUGUUUUGUUGUUAGCAAAACGAAUAUAUUUUUUUGAUUUAUACUCACCAAUUGUUUGUAAAUAAUGCAACCAAAUUGCAAUCACCAAGUACUCACAACGGACGGCACUGUGGAUUCUAUGUGGAAUACGAGUUGAUGAACACUUGUAUUUCGUGCUGAGCACUGCUUUCGCCUCGGAUUGUGCACACAUAAUCUGAGUUGUAAUAAAACUGUGUUAUUUUCUCCAUUAUGUUUAUGAUUUUUAAUGAUUAAUUAUUGGCUAAUAGCAAUAAGUGACCGAACUGGCGACGUGAAUGUGCGUGUGCGUGUAUAUAAGGAAAUCAAAUUAAAUUAUAAUUAAAUGAAUGAAGCAAUGUUUAUGUAACUUUAUAAUAUCUAUGUGUACAUACAUAUACAUAUAUAUAUAAUAUAUAAUAUAUACAUAUUUAGUUAAUGCAAUCGUACAUACACUCACAUGUGUGCGUGUGUGUGUGUGUUGGGGAGAAUCGAGGUGUUGUUGCAACAACAUUAUUUAGUACGGCUAACGAAAUGUUAUCCAAUUGAAAUGUGUAAAACUAAAUUAAAUAUCGCAAUAACAUACAUACAUACGUAUAUAAUAUACUAUUUAUAAAGAAGCAGCUAGAAGUGCAGUAUAGCGCAGCCAUAGUUCCAAAUGUAUUCGAACAUCACUCAGUUAGAAAAACUACAAUAAAUACUAAAUAAUAUUAACUAGUUAAAAUCAUUGCAACCUAAUUGUAAACUAAUCGUACAUACAUACAUACAUAUAUACAUAAUGGCAUACAUACAAACAAACAUAGUAUUCGAGGUACAUAAUUAUAAAGAAUUGAACACAACCCAAACCCAGCACACUGUUAAACUAACACAAUGAGAACAACAACAACAAUAGCAACUAAAUAAUUAUUAUAGUAAAAGCAGCAAAUGAGAGUUAAAGGAUUUAGAUUUCGUUCAAACAAUUCACUAAAGUGUUUUCAAAGAUAAUAAUAUAAUGAUGUAGCAAUAAUCAAGCCAAGACGAAGAAACUCAAUCCAAAUUGUCAUUCAUGCAAAUUCCAAAAAUUCCAAAAAUAUUCAAAAUAAUUGAAAUUAAAAUAAAAGUAAUUCCAAUAAGAAACGAAUAAGAUGAUUACGAUUACGACUAUGAUUAUAGACGAGUAGUUACGAACAAAAUAUUAUGUACGUACAUAAUACACUCAUCAACUCUUAAAUUAAGUAAAUUUAGUUAAUUAAUACUAAAAUGCAAUGCAACUAAAACAGAAAAAGAAAAGCAAAGAAAAGAAGGCAAAAGAUCGAACAAAUUAUGCAAAUGAACAAUAUAUAAUAACUAAUACUAUAUGUAUAUCGACGAUAUAUGAAAUUAAGUCUCACGGCAAUAUGAAUGGAAAUCAAUGCAUACUCACUCACGCUGAAGACGAAGGCGGCAUUUCUUUGGUUUGUUCGAAAAUGUUUGAGAAAAAAAAAAUGAAACAAAAAACAGAAAUUAUGUAACGACAAAUAUACAUACUUAUUAAGAACAAAUAUACAGUAUCUAAAUUAAAUUCAAA